UCUGAACCAAUGCGAGGGCAAACUUGUGAAAACUCUUCACUUCCGUCAAUGGGAGGAAUUUUUUUCGGCAACUUUUGGAACGCAGACUUGUGUAGCUCGGAGUGUGUGGCCCUCCCUGUGGAGGGGGGUGCGCCAUGGACGAGGUCUGGCAGUAUCAGUUUCGCAUUAUCUUGCUGGGCGACUCCACGGUGGGGAAAUCUUCGCUGCUGAAGCGCUUCACCGAUGGGACUUUCAGCGAGGUGCAGGACCCCACGGUGGGAGUGGAUUUCUACGCCCGUGUGCUGGAGGUGGAGCCGGGCUGCAGGAUCAAGCUUCAGCUGUGGGACACCGCUGGCCAGGAACGGUUCAGAUCAAUUACCCGGUCCUACUAUCGCAACUCUGUCGGGGGGCUUCUGAUGUUCGACGUGACCAAUCGGAGGUCGUACGAGAACAUCAAGGAAUGGCUGAAGGAAGUCAACAGCCACGUGUAUCCCCAGAGGACCAUCUUCGUCCUGCUAGGUCACAAGAGCGACCUGACUGACGAACGGGAAGUGUCCCACGAGGAGGCCAAGGAGCUGGCAGACUCACUGGGCCUGAACUACCUGGAGACUUCAGCCAAAAGUAACAGCAAUGUGGAGGAGGCGUUUGUGCAGCUGACUGCAUGCAUUUACGAGUCGAUGAAAGGGGGCGACAUUGCACUGGAGGAUGGCUGGGAUGGAGUCAAGCGAGGAUUUAAUCCGAAGGCACUGGAUCGAGGGAAGGAAGAAAAACAAAGCGAUUGUAAUUGCUAACUGGUUCAAGUUAAUAUCAGAGAAUGUAUACAGUAUACAACCUGAAAUUUUUACUCUUCACAGACAUCCUCAAAACAAGAAAUCCCUAAGAAUGAAUGAUAGUAACACGGUUUCAUGGAUAAAUAACUUAUUGCAAUGGAAUUACUUGUUAUAGACCUAUAGUAUCAUAUUCAUCAGAGUUACUUCCCAUAAUAAGCUGUAUUCCAGGCUUCAACUAAGGAGUUUCUGACCACUGAACUCACUGUCAUUGGGUACUGAGCUUCAGUAAUUUAGAGCAUCAGACAUAAGAGCAGAAUUAGGCCAUUCAGCCCAUUAAGUCUGCUCCACCAUUCUAUAAUGGCUGAUUUUUCUAUUAUCCCUCCCAAUUCCAUUCUCCUGCCACCUUCCCGUAACCUUUCACGCUCUCAACGGCCCAUCAACUCCAGCUUUAGACCAGACGACACAGCCACCAAACAGAGGGGCGUCCUUUAAGAACGGAGCUGAGGGGUGGGGGGCUUUCUUGUGCCAGAGUUUGGUGAAUCCGUGGAAUUUGUGGCCACAGCCGGGUGUGGAGGCCAAGUUAUUGGGUAUUCCCGCCGCUGCCUGGAAGGAGUUUGUACGUUCUCCCUGGGACCGCUUGGAUUCCCUCCCACAUCCCAAAGAUGUACCGGUUGGUUAGUUGCUUAAUUGGUCCUUGUAACUUUUCCCCUGACUAGGCUAUGAUUAAGUUGGGUGGUGUGGCUCGAGUGGCCAGAGAGGCCUAUUCCAUCCUGUAUAUCAAUAAACAAAUAGUUAAGGCAGAGGUCGAGAGAUUCUUGAUUGGUCAGGGCAUGAAGGGAUACGGGGAGAAAGCAGGAGUUUGAGGCUGAGAGGGAAAAUGGAUCGGCGUGAUGAAAUUGACUUGACGAGCCAAGUGGCCCAAUUCUGCUCCUGUAUCUCGUAAUCCUAAAAAUACCAAAUGACUUGUCCUCCACAGGCACCAUUACGAUGAACUCUACAGAUGCACCACCCUCUGCUUAGAGAUUUGUUAGACGAUCACUUCACACAACUUGCUGUGUUUGGUUAAGUUUUAGACAUUGCAAUACCUGAUCGUGAGUUUAAUGGCAGGAGACGGUUUCUUUUUUUUAAAAAAACUCAAGUUACAGAACCACUGAGGAAAUCCACCAGAACUGGAUUUUCAAAUGCCUUGCUUCUCUAGAUAUUGCAGGCUAGUCAUUCCUGCGUUAAUAUAUGUUACAGUUUUUCGUAAUCAUGAUUUAUUCUCUGUGUUGUUUCUGCUGUUGUCCUUUGGAUUCAUGCCACAAGAUGCUUUUUAUAAUUGCAUCCAGCCAGCCCGGUAGUGUGGCGGCUAGCGCAGCAUUUCACAGUACUGGUGACCUGGGUUCAAUUCCCGCCGCUGCCUGUAAGGAGUUUGCACGUUCUCCCCGCGGCCGCGUGGGUUUCCUCUGGGUGCUCCGGUUUCAUCAGACAGUCCAAAGACGUACUGGUCAGUAGGUUAAUUGGUCAUUGUAAAUUGUCCCGUGAUUAGAGUAGGAUUAAAUCGGGGGACUGCUGGGCGGUGUGGCUGAAGGCUUCCACGCCGUAUCUCAAUAAAAAAGAAUUUAAAUUCCUCUUUGUUAAAGGCACAACACUUAGCACUUGGUAAUAGCUGGCCAAGUCUCCGUACGAACACUAUUUAAAAACGCCAUCGGUAACAAAGCAAGACAGGCAUCUCCUCUGAACCCAGGGCACUACAAUAAAAGCAGGGAUGUGUCUCUGAGGCCUUGCGCCAGGGCGGAGGGCAAGGAAGGGCUGAGGUACCAAGGAGCCACACUCGAACCGAGAGGAGAGCACGGAUGACUCCAUGUUAAAUAGAGUACGUUCACCAUGUUAACUGCAUAAUGAACCAAAUGUAUCCACAACUGAAAAUGUCUCUCUUCUGCUUUGUAUUAACUGGAUGAAUUAAAACAAUGUCGUGUUUCAGA
Messenger RNA from Hypanus sabinus (Atlantic stingray), 2713 nucleotides. RefSeq names its product ras-related protein Rab-39B-like. The transcript is spliced from 2 exons. Gene Ontology annotation, cellular component: Golgi membrane. Gene Ontology annotation, molecular function: GTP binding; GTPase activity. The coding region runs from base 135 to 770 and encodes 211 amino acids. The record is from RefSeq and is a predicted model, not a curated record. Lineage: Eukaryota; Metazoa; Chordata; Chondrichthyes; Myliobatiformes; Dasyatidae.